UGGUAUUCCAAAAAUCUAAGAAAAUGAGAACUCAAUUUUGGAUUUUUCUACUUUUUCUGCUUCUACUAAACUUCUUCUGCCAAGCGGCAAGGCCAGUGACGACGAUCAGACCAGAGUCAAUAAUAGGGCCACAAGGGAACACGACGUUCUUGGAGGGAACAACAUGGUGUGUGGCUCGACCAGGUGCGUCUCAAGCUGAGCUACAGAGAGCUCUUGACUGGGCAUGUGGGAUUGGGAGAGUGGAUUGCUCGGUCAUUGAGAGACAUGGUGACUGUUACGAGCCAGACACGAUCGUGUCCCACGCAUCUUUUGCGUUUAAUGCGUAUUACCAAACCAAUGGGAACAAUCGCAUUGCAUGUUACUUCGGCGGAACAGCUGCACUCACCAAGAUUAACCCUAGCUACGGAAAAUGCUCCUAUGAUGUAUCAAGAUCAGAAGUCUCCGCUGCAAGAUCUCUAUCGAAGUAUAAACAUCGGUGGCUCAUGUUGAUGCACAUAGGACUUUUAUUGCUAAUUAGUCGGAGAGGCUAAAGUCUUUUCCGAAAACGUAGAACUUUGCUUAACUCAGUUGUGUCGGAACCUUUUCUUCUUGAGCAAAAUUUUCAAACCUUUUUGGCUAUAUAUUAUUGUAGCAGUUAAGCUUUGUUUUUGUUCUUACCUUUGUUCAUGGGUUUAGUAUCUUUAAAGCCUUAGAGCCUUCCUUACGUCUAACAACAAGUGUCUCUUUUUUUCUUUCAUGUUAAAUAAU
Messenger RNA from Capsella rubella, 747 nucleotides. RefSeq names its product glucan endo-1,3-beta-glucosidase 2. Bases 24 to 530 code for a protein of 168 amino acids. Lineage: Eukaryota; Viridiplantae; Streptophyta; Magnoliopsida; Brassicales; Brassicaceae. The transcript is spliced from 4 exons. The record is from RefSeq and is a predicted model, not a curated record.